AUGCCUGGUGAAAAUAUUUAUGAUGAAGUAUCUGUUUCUGCAUGUGAUAGAUAUAGAACAAAUACAUACUUUAAAGUAUUGGAUCAAAUAAUUUCAUCAAUUAAUUCUAGAUUUAGUGGUGCCAGAGAAAUACUUAAAGAUUUAUCUCUUUUGUCUCCUGAACGACUGAUGAAUAUGAAAAAAGACAAUAAAUCUAUUCCAGAAGAUAGUUUCCAUAAUAUAUCAAAUUGGUUAAAAGAUAUUAACGGAAAUGAUUUGAAACGUGAAUACAUUAUGUUUAGUCAUAGUUUAAGCGAUCUCGUUUCAGGAUUAGAAACACCAUUAUUGUUACACAAGCCAGAUGGCCCAGAUGAUACAUAUGAUACGGAUUCAAGUGACAAUACUAACACUGAUGAUGAGAACAACACAGGUCUAGCAAAUCCUGAAACCAAAAUUACAAUCAAUACAAUUUUGCAUGUACUAUCUAACUAUAAUUUGAUGUCGGCUUUCCCAAACUUAUACUUGGCCUAUAAAGCGCUUGGGACUAUACCUGCUACUUCGGCGUCAGCAGAACGUACCUUUUCUAAGGUGAAGUUAAUCAAAACCAGAUUAAGAUCCACUAUUGAUCAAAAUAGACUGGAAAGUUUGAUGUUAAUCAGUUGUGAGAAAGACAUACAAAUUAACUAUAAUGAAGUUAUUGACACAUUUGGAUUAUCAUCACAGGUUUUAAAGGAUGCAUUGAUGUUCAAAUAA
This is a messenger RNA of Macrosiphum euphorbiae (potato aphid), 732 nucleotides long. NCBI's taxonomy places the organism in Eukaryota, Metazoa, Arthropoda, Insecta, Hemiptera, Aphididae. The record is from the annotation of a GenBank genome assembly.